AUGCACUGGUCCUCUCAAAGUUCACGUAUGCUGAUGUUCUGCUAUGGCUCGAAUAUGCUAGCGCGUACUAAGAACGCAAUACAGCGUGUGCAAAAUGCAUGUGCAAGAUAUAUCUGGAACAUCCCACUCCGUAUUCAUGUCUCACCCUUUCUUCUGAGUGCUGGCGUACUCAGAAUGGAGCAGCGUCGACGCCUACAUUUUGCAUCCCUUCCAUUUGACGUGGUUCUAUCUAAGGCUCCAUCAUAUCUAUACGAUAAACUAACAUGGUUUGGGGAUGGAAACAAUAGAUAUCAUACCAGAAUUGCUCUAUAUGGCCUGGAAAUGCCCCUGUACCACACCACGGCAUUUAGGGGCAGUUUUGCGUACAAUGCGACGAAAUGUUGGAACAACCUUCCACCACCAAUACCAGCCUCUAAAACUUGCAUUGAAAAUGCGUCAUUACAAAUGCGGGAUGCAGAUCAGAUUCGUGAUCGGGGCUGGUUGAAAUUCAAUGAGCAGACGAGCUGCCUCGAUAGAGGUUUUGUCAUGCCUUAA
Leptosia nina is the source of this 534-nucleotide messenger RNA. NCBI's taxonomy places the organism in Eukaryota, Metazoa, Arthropoda, Insecta, Lepidoptera, Pieridae. The record is from the annotation of a GenBank genome assembly.